Molecule: messenger RNA, 1311 nt
Organism: Cyphellophora attinorum
Lineage: Eukaryota; Fungi; Ascomycota; Eurotiomycetes; Chaetothyriales; Cyphellophoraceae
Product: E3 ubiquitin-protein ligase MARCH5
Exons: 1
Coding region: 1-1311 (436 amino acids)
Source: RefSeq, a predicted model, not a curated record
AUGAGCUCGGACACUUCUGAGCCUGUCCUACUCGACAAGCCAGACGACGAGUCGCCGCCGCCUAGCAGACCCGUCCCUCUCACACGACAGUCAACGUUGACGCCUAAAAAGUGUUGGGUGUGUUUGGGUACACAAGACGAGGAUGAUCCGAACAACCCUCCAGUCUGGCGGUCGCCAUGUACGUGCUCCCUGACCGGGCACGAAGCAUGCUAUCUGGACUGGAUUGCAGACGUCGAGAACCCCAAGAAGAAGCCUAGAGGCGACACCACCAUCCGUUGCCCACAAUGCAAGACAGAGAUCAAAGUGGCACGGCCGUCAAGUCGCGCGUUAGAUGUCGUCAAGGCGCUCGACCGCGCUUUCGCUAAAGCGACACUACCAGGACUCGCCGGCGUCAUCAUUGGAAUGAUCACGACGGGCGCAUGGGCUCAUGGCUUUCAAUCCAUGUAUUUCGUGUUCGGACCAGACGAGGCAGCACGUAUCUUCCUGCAGUCGAACACGAUUCAGCUCUGUCUCUAUCCGCUGAUUCCGCUCAACCUCAUCGCUGCACGCACGCGAUACGCAGAUCCUGUACUCCACACCGGCACAUUUGCACUGCUCUAUUCACAAAUCAACCAGCAUGGAUUCCAGCUCGACCUUACCAUCUGGCCGCCUCUACCAAGCACGGUCUUCAUCUGCUUGCCCACGGUUCGCAGAAUAUACAAUUGGUCAUACGAGAAGCUAUUUGGGGAAUUCAACAAGCGCAUGAUCCAAGCCGUCCAGCCGCAGGCAACACAGCCCAUUGACACCGAAGAAGCCAACCUACAAGAAAUCGCGAAUCAGAACGCUAUUGCUGAAGCUGAAGAGGCCGAGAUCGUGCUUGAGCUACAGGUCGAUAUCGGAGACGGUGAGGUGGAAGUACAAGCCGAAGCCGUCGAGGCCGGUAACGAGGGCGAAGCCAAUCCCGAGCAAGGCAACAACGGCAAUCAAGCGCACGUUCACCAGAUCGGCGAAAUUGUAGACGGCCUCGGCUUCGGAAGUAACCUUCUUGGAGCGCUGGCGUUUCCAUAUGUCUCAGCUGCCAUGGGCUAUGCUCUCAAUCUCGCACUUCCCAAGUCCUGGACGAGUCCACUACCCGGAUCAUUCUUCAGGUUCGGUAAACGUCCUGGUCUACUACAGAGUCAAUGGGGGAGGAGUGUGGUUGGUGGUGCUAUCUUCCUGGUGUUGAAGGAUGCUCUGCUGCUUUAUUCGAGGUGGAAACAAGCGCAGUCUCAUAAGCAGCGAAGAGUUGUCGACUACGACAAGAAGACAAAGAGGUACUUGGAUGGGUCAUGA